This is a messenger RNA of Anneissia japonica, 957 nucleotides long. RefSeq names its product cytochrome c oxidase subunit 5B, mitochondrial-like. Bases 52 to 435 code for a protein of 127 amino acids. The transcript has 4 exons. Gene Ontology annotation, cellular component: mitochondrial envelope. Gene Ontology annotation, biological process: mitochondrial electron transport, cytochrome c to oxygen. NCBI's taxonomy places the organism in Eukaryota, Metazoa, Echinodermata, Crinoidea, Comatulida, Comatulidae. The record is from RefSeq and is a predicted model, not a curated record.
CAAUAUGGGUAAUUGUAGCCAUCUUAUUUUUUUAGUAAGGCAAAUUUCAAAAUGGCGUCCCUCGCACUAAGAACGGCUGCUUUUCUUCAUGUUAAAAGAGUUAUUUCUAGGCCAGUUGUGCGAUGCAUGGCUGCUGCAAGAGAGGGAGGAGGAAUUGCUGACACUUUUGACCAUGCCACUGGUCUUGAGAAGAAAGAACUGGAAGCAAUAAGAGCAGGAAACCCUGAUCCUUUUGAUUUGCAAGUAAAGCAUUGUUCACCCGGUACAAGGGAUGCCCCCAUUGAAGUUCCAUCAGUUUUUGAAAAAAGAGUUGUAGGCUGUAUCUGUGAAGAAGAAAUGACCCACGUUAAUUGGUUUAACCUUUACAGCGGUGAACCACAGAGGUGUGAAUGCGGUCACUUUUUUAAGUUGACAAAACGCGACCCUAUACAGUAGCCGGCAGAUGUGAACGCUAUUUUCUUCUAAUCGUAUCUCUACAUUUAUAGCUGUGUUGCUGUUUUUACAAUUAUUGUACGUGGUCAAAUGAAAUCAGAAUGAACUUUAAAAUGAAACCAGAAAUUAUCAGAGUUAUAUGUUGGUGUGUUUUACUUCCAGCUCUCAAAUAGUGAAUCUAACAGGCAACUUUAGUUUUUCGACAGACAUGCAGAAUACCAGACUUGUUAAUUCCAUGAUACUCAUGAUUUGCCACUGAAAAAAAAAAAAGAAACUGGAACCACAGUGAUGGAUUGGUUUAUGUACGAGAAUGUUUACCAAUUCUCCUAUCUACUUACAACUCCCUGUCUUUACUUAAAGUUUCUAAAUUUAUUAUGUGAAAGAAUAUUAAUAAUGAACUCAUUAUAGCUGCUUGAAGACAUUAAACAAAUCCAUGGAUUGUCAUUUCCACAAUAUUUUGCCAUUGGAAUAGGAUUUGGUUUACUUACAAGUGUAAAUUAAAAGUGCUGGAUUGAUACACCAAUA